UAGCCGUCUCUUGCCCGAACCUUUGCGCGAAUCCUAGCUAGUUUGACUUUCUUCCCGUUUGUUUCUCGUAGAGAACAAUUCAAGUCGCCAAGAAGAUGAAGGUGUUGCUUCUGUGUGGAGUCAUCCUGGCCGGAGCUUUAUUUGCUGAGGCUGCUGGUGGAAGCGAGCUGUGCUCUUUGAGCAACGAAGAUUUCAAGGUAUUUUUGAAGUGCAUGGGAGACCACGUCGACCCAGAGUUCAAGGCAACAGUAAAGGAGGUCAUCGGCGACAAGACGGACAGUGUGUAUGCCAUUUUUAAGAAGCAGUGCGAGGCUCAAGUGGACUUCGGCGCGCUGCUGACGACAGUGUUCUCGGAUCGAGUAGCUGGUUCUGUCAGAAGCGCCUACGCUCAUUGCAAGCCAGUGCAAAGUUGAAGUGCUUCUCCAUAACCAACGAAACCGAAGACAAAGAAUUCGGCAGUCCACAUGGUGGAGUCAUUGUCGCGCAAAUAAAACAGGCACAAAAAACACAAUA
Molecule: messenger RNA, 513 nt
Organism: Dermacentor silvarum
Lineage: Eukaryota; Metazoa; Arthropoda; Arachnida; Ixodida; Ixodidae
Exons: 5
Coding region: 96-413 (105 amino acids)
Source: RefSeq, a predicted model, not a curated record